Molecule: messenger RNA, 6594 nt
Organism: Emys orbicularis (European pond turtle)
Lineage: Eukaryota; Metazoa; Chordata; Testudines; Emydidae
Gene: ALKBH5
Product: alkB homolog 5, RNA demethylase
Exons: 5
Coding region: 167-1312 (381 amino acids)
Biological process (GO): mRNA processing; mRNA export from nucleus
Cellular component (GO): nucleus
Molecular function (GO): oxidative RNA demethylase activity
Source: RefSeq, a predicted model, not a curated record
UGCCUGUCUCCUCCUCCCCUCUUGCCCUACGCAGUAGCCAGAGAAGAGCCUGCUCGCAUAGACGGAGGACGGUGAAGGCCAUGAAUAGCAGCAGCACUUCCCACACUCUAAUCCAAAGAGUCGUGCACAGAGGAGAUCAAUAGAGGAGGUGGGUUGCGAGCACACCAUGGCGGGGAGUGGCUACAAAGACCUGCGAGAGAAGCUGAAGUCCAUGAUGCCUUAUCGGGACAACUACAAAGGCAACAGCCUGCGGGAUCCUACAGAGUCUCCCUAUGGGGCAGAGCGAAAACGCAAGUACCAUGAGGACUCUGACUCUGAGCCCAGUGACUACGAGGAGGAGCAGCAGCAGAAGGAGGAGGAGGAGGCCCGGAAAGUCAAAAGUGGCAUCCGGCAGCUUCGUCUCUUCAGCCCAGACGAGUGUGCCAAGAUUGAAGCCCGGAUCGAGGAUGUCGUGUCUAGAGCUGAGAAAGGCCUCUACAAAGAGCAUACGGUGGACAGGGCCCCUCUUCGGAACAAGUAUUUCUUUGGGGAGGGCUACACAUAUGGGUCCCAGUUGCAGAGGCGAGGCCCUGGUCAGGAAAGGCUGUACCCUCAGGGGGAGGUGGAUGCCAUCCCGGAGUGGGUGCAUGACCUCGUGAUCCGGAAGCUAGUGGAGCACAGGGUGAUCCCUGAGGGCUUUGUGAACAGUGCGGUGAUCAACGACUACCAGCCUGGUGGCUGCAUUGUCUCCCAUGUGGACCCUAUCCACAUCUUUGAGAGACCCAUCGUCUCCGUGUCUUUCUUCAGCGACUCUGCACUCUGCUUUGGCUGUAAGUUCCAGUUCAAGCCCAUCAGAGUCUCCGAACCUGUCUUGUUCCUGCCAGUGAGGAGAGGGAGUGUCACUGUGCUAAGUGGAUAUGCAGCUGAUGAAAUUACGCACUGCAUUCGACCGCAGGACAUCAAGGAGAGGAGAGCUGUCAUCAUCCUUAGAAAAACAAGACUAGAUGCUCCUCGAUUGGAAACAAAGUCGCUGAGCAGCUCUGUGUUGCCACCAGGUUACACCUCUGACCGUCUAUCAGGAAGCAACAGGGAUCAGAUCCUGAAACCAAAGCGGUCCCAUCGCAAAGCAGACCCUGAUGCUGCUCACAGGCCACGGAUUUUAGAAAUGGAUAAGGAGGAGAACAGGCGCUCGGUCCUCUUACCAAAACAUAGGAGACGGAGCAACUUCAGCUCUGAGAACUAUUGGCGAAGGUCUUACGAGUACACAGAGGACUAUGACGAGGAGGAGGAGGAUGGAAGUCCAGCCCGCAAAGUUAAAAUGAGGCGACAUUGAGGCAUGAGCUUUCUGGAGUCUCAAAGCUGAAGAGAUUGGCCUCCAGUCUAUGAAAACUCCCCCUCCCUCCCUCCCUUCCCCCCCCACUCCUGGCUAUUUCUCAUCUAGCUUCAGUUUUGUUGUUUCCUUUCAGGCUGAAGAGUAAUUGGGAAGGAUCUGGCUAUUUGUUUUUAUGAAUGGAGUAAUAGUGAGGCAUAAAUAUUGAUGGCAUGUGUAAGGUGCCACCUGCAGUUUCCAAAGGGGUGUGUCAGAUGGACAUCCCCUCCCUCAUGAAGUGGAUAUUGUUAACGCUGUGGCAGGCUGCCUGGUCUGUAUUUUUGAAAACACCAAAAUUAACUUUUGUUACUGAAGAUUUAAGAAAUUAAUUUUUCCUUUUGCUUUAAGUUUAACUAUUUUUCUUUUUAAAAUGUUCUAAAUACCUUGUUUGACCCCAAGAGUUGAAACUCUUUGUAGCGGCCUCUUACUCCAUGCUACACCAAAGGGCUCCUGAAUUCCUACGUCUGCUAUUGCAUAGUUUGGGUUUUUUCUUUUUAAAGGUGUCCUGCGGCAACUGGAAGUUUGAAGCUUUGCAGGCACCCCUUACUGCAAUCGAUUACAAAGUAUUUCGGAUAUUUGUUGCACUUUAGUAACAGUUUUUAAUGCCCUAUGCUUCCCUCCACUUCCCCCCCCUCAGCUAGUUUGGGCUUGCAAGCAUCUCGUUUUCUGCACUGCUGACUAGAGGGUGUAUUCUCUCUGCGAAGGCCAUACAUAAGCUCUUGCUCACAUCAGUGGUGGUUCUGAGGGGCUCCUCAAGGAGAGAAUAGGCUUGUUUGAAAGAGGGAGGAAUAUUGGACUUGAAGUUGCUCCAUCCACUUGACCCUUCUCGCUAACAGCAUCGUUACAAUUUUUCAGAAGUAUAUUGUGUUUGGAUUUUUAAUCUCUGGAUAAGUGUCUUAGUUGGCUUUACUGAGGCCUGUCAAACUACGGGACUGAGAUUUGUAUUGGCCCCCUAGGCCUUUGAGUAUGAAAAUGAUUCGUGUGUGUGUUUUGGAUACAUGCUUUUUCCUUCUCAAAGCUAUAGAAUAGCCAGAACAAUGUGUAGGGCUAGCAGAUUGCACUUGUGAGGAAAUGUGACUUGGCAAUGCCCUAGGAAGGGCUGUCUUUAUGCUGGUUGGCAUCUUGGUGGAAGUGGAUCUCUCCCUUUUUGGUUCAGGAGGAAAAGGAUCCAGACUGCAUUCUCUCUGGAGUACCCUAUUUGAGGUUGCUUCAGAGCAUUGCAGCAGCUUGAAGAAUCUGUUAAACUUCUCAGCCACAGAGAUGUGCUGAUGCAUAGAAAAGUGUGUGAUAUUGUCACCCCAGUAGAACUAGCAGACUCCUUCUUCCCUCAGUACCUUUGGGGAUGUCUGGGGGUUGGCCUUUUGAGGCAGGAACCCUCUGCUUAGGUGUCAGAUGCCUCCCAUUUAACUUGCAUAGCACUGUCUGUUCCUCGCCUCAACAAACAUCACAACUGAUCUGUGUCCCUCUUCUAUUUACUGAGAGACCAUAGGAAUUCUGGUGCCGUGAGCCUCUUGGCCAGCUACUGAAAGUGCUGCGAAUAAGACUCCUGGAGCUCAAGGAGUUAAUAGGAGAAGUUAGAUAUUCUAAUAUGUUUUUCUGAUCAUCUUUCCACAUUCAGUCUGCAUUAUCCUGGCUUGAAGCCUCAAUGAGUUGUCAAAGUUUGGGGUCUAAUAACUUAUUUAGUACCCUAAUUUUAAUAAUUAAACAGUAAAACUCUCCUCCAUUUGAUUCCUUGAAUCCAAAUGUCAGCAAUUGCAAAGAUUGGUCUUUAUUUUUAAGUUUUUGGUUUUUUUUUCUUUUUUACAGCUUUGCCUUCCCUAAACUUUUUUUUUUUUUUUUUGGGUAGUUUUCCUUGGUAUCGUGUCUUGAACACUAGCUAUGGUCUAUGUACUUUACAAUAAAAAGAUCGAAUAUAUUUUGAAACAUGUCUGGUGCUGUCAUGAAGAGUUUCCAGUCCAGAAACCAAGCAUUGUUCCCUCAUGUGCUGUUUGUUGGAAAUCUAGCACGUUUACCAACCUUCUGACUUUUUUCAUGUGUGGUUCUCCUACCCCAAAAUGUACAGGUGGUCCCUCUUGAAUGCUUAGUCUAUUUAAGACUAGAUCCACCAUUGGUCAUAAUGCAAACAAAACUACUACAGACUUCAGUGGAAGUGCUAUCUGCAUAAGGAUUACUAGACCAAGUCUUUCAAAGGUUAUCCUGGGCUUGUCUUUUUGUGGUGGUUUGUUUUGUUUGUUUGUUUGUUUUCUGGUUAAGAACUUUAGUUGGCAUCGCUCAAAGUUGAGAAUAGUCUUUUGCCAGCCCUUUAAAAGAGCCCCACCUCUGCGCAGAGUUCUAAAAGUUCCUGCUUCUGGCUGUCUUUAAAAUGUAAAUUGCAUUUGAAAAUAAUCUGUUAAAUUAGAACUGCUAUUGCUCCCUCUCCUAGCUUGUUGAGGAGAGUAGCAACCCCGCUCCAAGACCAGCUUAACAAUCAGAAAGGAAAAACUCUUCCCUUUUGGUUUCUCACGCUGGAUCUGCUGCAGUCUUGUCUGUCUAUGGCUGGCCUCGUGAAUGUCACUGUUUUAAGAUGGUGACUCCUAGCAGGAGGCUGAGGAAUGGUUUUAAUUAGAACACUUUUGGAUUCACAAUUUACAUGCUGCUAAAAUGCCCUCUGUGCUUCUAGGGUGCUGUGCUGAGUACAUCCUUUUUUUUUUUUUUCUUCUAAAUAGUAGCAAUCUGAUUUGCUUAAACGUAGCUCUGGCUGGAUAAAUAGCAGAAACCAUAGUGAUCUGUGCCUCUAUUUCCUCUUUCCUGUGACAGUCCUCUUCUGAUAUGCAGUGCACCCCCAUCCUAAACACGCUACGUUAAGUCUGCGUCGCAGUAAGGAUACUGGGUUCUGGCUCCUCAACUUAAAAUGAAGUUGAUUGCAAUUGUGCCUCUUUUGUGAUGUGAUAAUAGUGGCUCCCAAAUCAGCACUUGAUAGAGCAAGGUUUGCUGUGUGACCCAGAUGGGAAUGAGGUACUGGAUUUGUCUUAAAGGAGCUCAAGACCAACGUAUGCAUUAUCUAUAGAGGUCUCUCCUCUAACAUGGUACAAAUGACACUUCAGUCUAACUCUUAUGCAUUCUGUGUAGACAACAGGUACCUUUACUUCAGAUUUAUUUUUGUAUUCUUCAGUGCAACUUUUUCCUGUUUGUUCAGUUCUACAGGUUUUACUCAAGUGGUCAGGAAAGCCUUUUAGGGUUAGUCUCAAAUCUUUGAGCUGGUUGUGGGUUUGUUUUGUUUUUUAAACUGACUGCAACAUUGCAUGGAGAGAUUGGGGCACAACUAAUUGGACUCAAGGCAUCUUUCUCUUUAGGGCAGAUGUCACCCUGUGUAUUGGCAGGCCAUCCUCCCCAGUUGUACAGAUAUUUUAUAUAGACACACGUAUGUACAUCUGUAGAUACAUGUUUUUUAACUUUUUGCACUGAUCGUCACUCAAAGUGAAACCUUGAAUUAAAAAAAAAAUGGAGACUUUACAUUUUCACACAGAUCUAAAUGUCUAGAGAACCUACUGUAUUUUAUUUGCUGGAACAAUGGCUCACGAUGUUAGUGACACCCACAUGUACUCUGUAGCUGGCUUGCGGUGGCUUAUGGGGCUGCUUGCAAGUCCCAGGUCAGACUUGCAUGCACUCUCCUAACCUAGAGAAUGUCCAGAUGUGAGGUGAGUUCUGGCAACUCUGGUUUGAUUAAUGGCCACCCCAGUCCCACCUCUUUUUCAUCUCUGGGGUCGGGGGGUGGAACUUGGGUCAUUACCAGCUGCUCAGAAAUGGAAGCUCGAGCCAGGUGGCUUCUAACAAGGCCUUAUUCACAGACUUGACCAACUUGGCUCUAAAAUCUUUCAUAGUCUGGUACAGUGAUGUGGUCCAAAUUCCUCUCUGUAAAUCUGCAUGUAGUAUGCAUAAUUCAUUAAACUAUCAUCUCAAUCAAAGACACAGUAAAAUUACCCCCAAAAACACCCCCCAGACCUCAACCAUGACAUUAUUUUUCUUACCUAAGGAAAGUAGAUGCUUUUUGUUUCUCUGCAAACAAAGGCUGGGGAGGAAUUUGUAUUUUUGCUACAUGUGGCUAUAUGUAGCUGAAAUGAAUCUGUUCUAGUGGUGGAAUCAAAACUCUGAGCCCGUUGCAUGGGCUCGGUGUGUCCAUAGGAAGAGAGUGAAAAGGUUUGCUAGUAACAGAAGAGAAGUGUUGGCACAGGGAUUUCUUUAGAACAUUGCUUUGCUUCUUAAGCGUCUGGCAACCUCAGCCAUUCCACUUAACAGCAUCUAGGUAAAUUACAAAAGGUAGGAAGAUGUGGGUUGGCACAUCUGGCUUUUACCACCUGCUAAAUUCUGAUCCAGCUGUUGUAAAUAAAUUGAGUUGUGGCACACAUGAGCUGUAAUCCAAAGGCUUGGUUCAUCUUGAAGGUUAGCCCAUGAGUUGAUAUUUUGGCAACUGACAUGCACACUUCUGAGUUAGUCGAUCAGGUAGCUUCUACUGUAACACUCUCACACACGCAGGCGUAAGUUUUUUUUUUUUUUUUUUUUUUUAAGUUCUCAAACUCUUUCCCAGGGUUCCUGUGCAGGGAAAGGGUAGAGCUCUAGUUCUUGGUUUUUAAUGUUGUUAGUAUGAGGUUUUGAUAGCAGUGCUCACUGGAGAUGGCUCUAAACCAAAACCCCCAAAUCCAAACAGCCCUGAAAUUUGGGGGAAGUUCAGAGCUGGACCUGGACCCGAACCCUGUGGCUUGGACCCACCUCUAGUGAUAAGUAGUUUUAUAUGCCAAAUGCAGUUUCCCUUUUUGAGACAGAAAGGGAAUGCUAAUCUGAUGCUCUGACAAGCUCCACAAUACCCCUUCCCUUAUUUUCAACCUCCUCCCCUCCCCCCACUCACGCUCUUAACAGAGUUCUGGCUGACUUAAAUUUUGUUUUUUAAAAGAUUCUAACUUUUUGUUACAAAUAAAUAAAAAGUGGCAAUAUUUUUUUCUGUAAUAAGUUUUUCAUAGGAAAGCGUAGUUUGUAACAAAGUUGUACAGUUCUGAAGUUUGAGAUACAAAAAAAAAAAAAGUACUGUGUGGAACGCUGUAAAUGGGGAAGAGAUUAUUUUAUGUACAGUACCAUGGGGGGAAUCUUUUAAUUCUGGUUGAUUCUUAGGAAGAAUUUAGUUCUUCACUGUCAGGGUUUGGAAUUUCAUGGAUUUCAUUUUUUUUUUCUUGUAUAGAAUGCUGCAUUUAAUUGAAUAAAAGCAGAAAGCAUCA